Trichomonas vaginalis G3 is the source of this 339-nucleotide messenger RNA. RefSeq lists its product as uncharacterized. Lineage: Eukaryota; Parabasalia; Trichomonadida; Trichomonadidae. The coding region runs from base 1 to 339 and encodes 112 amino acids. The record is from RefSeq and is a predicted model, not a curated record. The transcript has a single exon.
AUGUCCGACGUCCCACCAACCGAGUCCAUUCCCAAACCAGAGGAACCUAAAGAACCACAACAGUCUCCUCAGCAACCUCAGUUCCAGCAAGUACCUCCGAAUUACUACCAAUUUCCACCUCAAGGUUACUACCCACCACAAGGCUUCCCGAACUACCCUCCUCAGCCUAUGCCUUACUGCCCCAACCCUUGGAUGUUUAUGCAAAACCCUGCCCCACAAUUCCAAUUCCAAUCUCAGUCCAAGAGAGACCAAGACUUCGAAGAAGGUCUGAACCGCUUACGCAAAGAGUAUGCUACAGCUCCAAUUGAGAGAAAGUUGUUCCCGGACCAAAAAAUAUAA